Exophiala viscosa is the source of this 2043-nucleotide messenger RNA. RefSeq lists its product as uncharacterized. Lineage: Eukaryota; Fungi; Ascomycota; Eurotiomycetes; Chaetothyriales; Herpotrichiellaceae. The coding region runs from base 110 to 2032 and encodes 640 amino acids. The transcript is spliced from 3 exons. The record is from RefSeq and is a predicted model, not a curated record.
GCCGUUCAACAAUGCGGCUCCUAUGGCAGAGUGGCUGCAAGUUAAAUACUUGGUGAAUGAUCCAUGAUGCUUUGAUCCAUACAAUGUUCUUGUCCCUCGAUGGAUCCCAAUGGCACCCUUUGAUCCAGUUGCCGAGUAUGGUAGCAAAUGGCGGGAGUUCAGGGAUGGAUCAGUUCGACGUGUGGUGAUACUCCGAGGACGCUACCACUUCGAACUAAAGGAUACCAAGGGCAGCCCGCGAUAUGUGCCCAUUGAAGAUGCCAUAGCACCUCCAGAUGAGGCGGGAAAGAACCGUGCUGAUCCAAGAACACCUGGUCAGUUACCAAGUCAACAAUCCAGGAAUUCUCGCGGACAACAGAGUCAGUUCGCGUAUCACACUCAAUACGAUGCGCAAAUCGAGCGCUCACCAGUUCCAGCACAGGCCACAGGACCAACAUUAGAUGAUCAUCUGAAUCCAGGUUUGCCUUCUCCACCCGGAAGGCAUGGCCAAUAUGCUCUGGUUGGCGGCCAAUCCACCCUCGCGAGCGCUACACGUCCAUAUACUACGCAGUACGACAACGAAGUAAUAACAUCCAACCGAGCUUUACAGUUUCAACCAAAUCUAGGAAGAUCUACACCCAUUCCCAAUGACUCCGCUCUUGGUCUCUCCGACGUCGCACUUCAAUUCGCGAGGAUUGGUUUGGGGCAGUUUGCCACGUGUGGACGCUUCGUCGAGGAACAUCGUCGCAUCCGGGAGACGAACGCAAAUGAACUUUUCAAUGCUUCCAUCGAAGCCGAAAGACAGGGACGUCGCGAGCUCUCCAACCAGUGCAUACAGCGCGGUGUAAUAAUAAGAGCUUGCGAGAAUCUUUCAUCGCGGGCCCGGACAGAUUAUUUCAAGGAGCUUGCGAAAACAGGUUCAAGAGACUCAAAUGAAUUCUCUAGUCAAUGUCGACAGGUGGAAGAAAGAGUCCGAUUGCGCAUGCAUGGCAGUGCACGCGCUUCUGAAGUACCUGGAAGCACCAUGUCAGGCGCUCGAGCUCCGGAAAGUGAUAGAUAUGAGACAGGUGCUUACCCUGCGCCCUUGCCCACCCAAACCAGUCACGAUGGCUAUCAGCCAUCAUAUCAGGCAUCAUAUCAGGCAUCAUAUCAGGCAUCAUAUCAGGCAUCAUACCAACCUAGGCCAGGAGCAGAGGAAACGUAUGAUUCACCGCCAUCAGCGCUCCCUACAGACCGAGGAGCAAAUUAUUCCAUCAUCAGAAGAGAUUCCGUGGCCUACUCGACACGUUUUCCACGUACUUCAAGUCACGGUGACAACGAGGACGAAGAUGAUUUUGGUUCUGAGGAACAGAGACAGCAGCAACGCUACCAUGGCACUCCAGCUUCCAGACCACAAGGCGCGCAGAGACGGCCUUCCAACAAAGGUUCCAGAGGCUCACGUCCUUACGACCAAAGGACGGUAACAACAGCCCAAGGGGGAAAGAAGGCUGACUUUCGAGGCGGACGCCAGCCAGACGUUCUAGAUCCUUCGUACGAAGAACGACAGGCAUGGUUCUUCACAAAAGGAAGGAUUUUUGCAAUGAUCUGGCAUGAGAAUCUGGGCAGUCAUCAUGGAAAAACAAGCACAGCUUCAGACAAACAUGUCAGCAUCGGCUUUUCAGGAGAAAUGGUUUACAGCAACAUACGGCGGAUGGUUGUGGUUCGUCAGCGCCAGGGCUACUGCGUGGUGGUGCCAAUCCUUUCAUACGGCGAGAAGGGAGUCAAGAAAGCCAUGCCCCGAAGCGAGAAGCAAGCACACGCAAUUAUCUACAAAAAUGGACACUCAAUCCCAACGUCUUUGCCAGGUGAGCCCGAAUUUACGAAAAGACCGAUUGCAGCCGAUAUGCGCCGCGGCGAGACCUUGUGGCCCUCCAGUCGAAUCCACUUUGGAAAGCACCACACAGUGGAAUACAAUGUCAAAGUCAAGGACAUCGGAAACAUUGCUGAAAUUUCAAGAGCCGAGCUUGAGUCGUACUUUCGACAAGAAUCCCUCGAAGGUCACGGGCGUGAUUGAACUAGAUACUU